GUUAAUAUUGUCAACUCUAAACAUGUUAAUAUAUGUAACAAAAUAGUUUCUGUAUUAUUAAGAAAUAAUCGUAAUAGAAUAGUUUCAUUAUAGUAAUAACAUUGCAUUAUAAUAUUUGCCGUCUCGCUGGCAACAUUUUCCUUCUUACAAUAUACUUGUUAAUACGUUAAGUUCCUUCUCUCCCCCAGAACACUCAGGCCUCAGACUUCUCUCAAGGUGUAGCUUUAUAACUAAUUCCAUUAGCUGCCACUUUGAGCAAUAGCUGAAGCUGCGGCCCGUGUUCACCAACUACCUGGCAGAAGGUGUCUGACGGAGUAACAUGACUAUGAGAAGCUGUAGCCUAUGUUGUCGUGUAUUUAACAAGGCGGCCCUCAUGCUCCUGCUCCUGCUGCUCUUCUCGAUAUGUGGCCUCAUCUUCCUCACCAGGUUCAGUUAUUGGGAGAGAGCGGUGACGACAACAGUCUGGUGGAGAUCUCACAUGCUCCUCAACAAGGCGGCCUCUGGCGGCCUCAACUCUACCACAAUUGAGGAGUACCCGGAGCCGGCCAUCAACAGGACAGUCAGGGAAGACACGGAUCCCGUCCUUGAAGCUCUACCAAAUCUGCCUCUCAGUUACCACAAAAACAAUAAUCCACACUUUCCGUCAGGCAACAAGAGCUGUGGCCAGUACCCUCCACUGUUCGAUAUUAGCUUUAAUAAUAUUUACUGGCAGGUGUUACAAACGAGCAAUGUCACUUUCUACCUGCUGAGUGCAUCUUACGACAACCGCACUCUUAGUAAGACCAAACCUUCCCUUCGCAUAGUUACCAUGGUCAAUCACUAUAAACCUACCGUGAAGAUUCACUGUCAGAUCUGGUUUGAUAAUAAAUCUUUCCCUAUUAUUUCAAAUGUUACAGACUAUCAAUAUAUAUGGAAGAGAAGUUGGGGUUAUUACAAGGGAAGAGAAAUGGAGCCGUACCUACUAGAGUGUGUGGUUCCCGCUGAACAUAGGCACGAAGUGCCACAGUCAGUGUCGCUGGUGCAGAACCCUUGCCACAAACCCACUAACAACCUUCGCAUUGUCAACAACCAGCCCGAAGAUGGUCAGAAAAAGAAUUUUGCUGUAUGCGUCAAAGGGUUAGACUUUCCUUCUGCAGACUUAAGUGUGCGUAUCAUAGAGUGGCUUGAGCUGGUGUUCCUCCUUGGUGCUGACAAGGUGUUCCUCUAUAAUCUGGGGAUACACCCAAAUAUUAGCAAAGUUCUAGAUUACUAUCAAUCCCUAGGACGAGUGGAUGUUAGAGAGUUAACACUGCCAGGGCAACAACCAAAUUUCCGUGGACUGUUGCAUAGGUACUUAAAUGAACACUAUGUAAGGCAGUGGAAAAACGAAGUGUUGCCAUAUAAUGACUGUUUUUACAGAAAUAUGAACCUUUACAAGUUUAUUGUAUUAAUUGACAUUGACGAGGUGAUUGUACCCAAGAGAGGUAGAGACUGGAGGUCGCUGCUGGAGCAGGUUGAGCCGAGGGCGAUGGCCGCAGACACUCACACAAGGUCCUCCUACUGUGCUCCCCAUGUCUACUUCUUGGACUCCAUGCAGGAAGCUCAUGGUCACAACCUCAAUAUACCGCCUUACUUGCACAUGAUGCAACACGUCUAUCGUUCUGCUGCAUACAACCUGCCCAGACAAUUCGACAAAUGUUUCUUUAACACUGAGUGUAUUGUAACUGUCUUUAACCAUCACCCCAUGUCUUGCUUCGAUCACUGCAACGUACUGCUAAUGCCCGUUGAGCACGCCCAGAUGAACCACUACCGUAAGGACUGUGUGUUUCCGAUAAGAAGCAAAUGCCCAUUCUUUAAGAAUCAAACAGUUUUUGAUAACAGACUCUGGAUAUACAAGAAGAAUCUGACCAAGAAUGUGCAAGAUGCAUUACUUCAUCUUGGGUUCUUAGAGUAAAAGUUUCUUGUAAUGACUACUAUAUGGGAGUAAAUUAUGUUAAUUUAUGUGCACACACACACACACACACACACACACACACACACACA
Procambarus clarkii (red swamp crayfish) is the source of this 2022-nucleotide messenger RNA. RefSeq lists its product as uncharacterized. Gene Ontology annotation, molecular function: glycosyltransferase activity. NCBI's taxonomy places the organism in Eukaryota, Metazoa, Arthropoda, Malacostraca, Decapoda, Cambaridae. Gene Ontology annotation, cellular component: cytoplasm. The record is from RefSeq and is a predicted model, not a curated record.